AUGGCAAUGUUUGAACCUGAUGAUAAUGUUUCGAUAAAGUUUUCAGAUGAAUCGAAUAUUAAUAGUGAUGAUGAUGUAAUAUCAAAUUCUAUAUCUGAAGUAUCCGAUUCCAACGAAAUAGUAAAAAAAAAACAAAGAAUAACAAUUGACAAUUAUAAAGAAAAAAAAUCAAGAUCUAAAUUAAAACAUAAGAAGAAAACAGGUUCUAAAUAUAUUACUGGGGUAAAUGCAUUUUUAGAUGUUGAGGCAUUAGUUGGAGAAGAUGAAGAUGAAGAAGAAGAUGAUUAUGAUGAUGAUAUUUAUCAUGAUGAAUCAGAACUUGCAUUAAGUACAGCAGAAUUAGAUUCACGCCGUCUUGCAGAUCAGGAUCUUGGUAAUGGUAGAUUAAGAAGACAUUUAGGUGGUGCUGGUCAUUUAGAACAUACUAUUGCACAGCUAGAACGUCGAUAUGAACAAAUGGAAACUGAGACUACAGGUGAUGUAAUACAUGAUAAUUAUGAACAAGUAGAGGAUAUAAUAAAUAUUGAUGAACCAACAAAUAUAUUACCUUCUAUAAAAGAUCCAAAAUUAUGGUUAGUUAAAGUUGAUAAAGUAGGGAUUGAAAGAGAGAUAUGUAUUGCUUUAGUUCAAAAAGCAGCAGAAAGUUAUAUUAAUAAUAAAAAGUUGCCUAUUUUAUCUGCAUAUGCAGCAUCUAAUUUUCGUGGAUGCCUUUAUAUAGAAGCAGAAGCUCCAAGUGAUGUUCGUGAUGCCCUUGAAGGACUUUCUGGAGUUCGUUUAUCAUCAAUAAAAUUAAUUCCUGUAAAAGAGAUGACUCAAGUAUUUUCUGUAGAUAUGCAAGAAAAAGAAUUACUUACACGUGAUAGUUGGGUACGUAUCCGUAGUGGAUUAUAUGCUGGUGAUUUAGCACAAAUUUAUGAAGUAGAUGAGCAUGAAUCAAAUGUAAUUGUAAGAUUAGUACCUAGAUUAGAUAUUCCUGCAUUAAUAAGAAAAUCACAGGGUAUUAUUGACAAAAAUUUUGGUAAUAAAAGGAUUAGACCUCAAGCAAAAUUAUUUGAUAGAGAUAAAGUAGAAAAUCUUGGAGGAAUUGUGGAAUUAACGCAUUUAAGAGGAACAGCAAAAUUUGCAAAUCAAUUAUUUGAAUUAGAUAAAGGAUAUUUAUUAAAAAAGAUGAGAUCAAAUCGUUUGAUUACAGGUACACUUGUUAAUCCAAGUAUUGAAGAAAUUCAAACUUUUUAUGAAGGUAUUGAUAUUUCUGAUAUUCCAAUACAUACUCAAGCAAUUUUAUCAUCAAAAAAAUCAGCAAAUUUUUUUGUUGGAGAUAUUAUUACAAUUCUUCGUGGUGAACUUACAAAUACUAAAGCUAGGAUUACAUCUAUAAAUAAUUUAAAUAAAGGGAUUUUAGAAGUAUUACCUAUUGAUAAAUCACUUGGUAUAACAAAACCUAUUUUAAUUCAACAAGAUUUAGUCUCAAAAUAUUUUGAAAUAGGUGAUUCUGUAUUAAUUAUUGAGGGUACACAUGAAUCUGAAUCAGGAUUAGUUACAGGACUUGAAAUGAAUAAUACUAUUGCAGUUAUAUACCCUUUAAGUGGAACAAUACCAAUUAGAUGUCCCACUAAUUUUCUUAAACGAGUUUCACAAAAUAUUGUUGCUUCAAGUAGUUUAUCAACUAUUGAUGGUUUUUCAUUAGAUGAUUUAGUACAAUUGUCAGAUGGUACUGUAGGUGUUAUUACUUUUGUUGGACGUAAUAGAAAUUUAAAAGUACUUAAUAGUAAUGGUGAGAUAUCUACAAUUAAAUCAUCAGAAAUUUCAUCUAAACGACAUACAUCUUUAGUAACACGUGUAACAGAUCACAAUGGAACUAUAUUUGGAGCAAAAUCAAUGGUUUCAGUAUUAGAUGGCCCUGAUGAAGGGAAAAGUGGUCGUGUAGAACAUAUAUGGAAGUCUAUAUGCUUUGUUAAAAUUCCUAUUAAACUUGAUGAUGGAGGAUAUAUAGUUUGUGAUAGUAGAUCUUUAACUGUUAUUAGGUCAAAUGAUGACAAUUUAAAUAAUUCAAAUACUCAUACAAAACUUACAAAAGUACAAUCAUUUGGUCAUGGUGGAUUUGGAAGAAUACGUGGAAUGGGAUUAAUUUCAAAUUCACGUAAGCAGGGACCUGAUGAUAUGUUUGUUAAUCAAAAAGUACGUAUAUUACGUGGUCGUCAUAAAGCAUUAUUAGGAUCAAUUAGAGGAUUUAAAGGUAAUAAUAUUGAAAUUUUACUUGAUAUUGGGCCACAUACUGUUGUACUUCGUAGAGAAGAUGUUGUAAUGAUUGGUACUCCAAUAAAUAAUGGUUCUAAUAUUGCUCCUUUUAGUGGUAUUACUACAUCUAAAUCAUUUGAAAAUAAAGUAAGUACUCAUAAUUGGUCAGGAGAAAAUAAUUUAUUAGAUAUUAAUAAAGAAUCACUUCAAGAAGUUCCAAUUUUUUGUAAACGUGGAGUUGAAGUUACAGUUAUAUCUCAAGGAGAAUUCUUCAAAUGUAAAGGAGUUGUUUCUGCAGUUCUUUUACCUCCUGAAGUUCCACAAGUUACAUGCCAUGUUGUACUUAUAGUUAAUGGUCAAAUUUCACCGGAUGAUAUUAUUGCUAUUGCUCCUCAAAGUUUAAUUCCAAAUCCUCCUUCUAUAGGUCAGAUUGCGGUUGCAAUAACAAAUGAUAGAGAAAUGUUUGUAGGUAAUGUAGACAAGAUUGAGGGCAAUACUGUCUAUAUGGUUUCUAUAAAUAAUAAAUCAAUUAAUAACUUUCCUAUUCAAUCUGUAUUCCAAUAUCAUAUUCCACCUUCAUAG
This is a messenger RNA of Cryptosporidium muris RN66, 2820 nucleotides long. RefSeq names its product KOW motif family protein. Lineage: Eukaryota; Apicomplexa; Conoidasida; Eucoccidiorida; Cryptosporidiidae. Gene Ontology annotation, cellular component: DSIF complex. The transcript has 2 exons. Gene Ontology annotation, biological process: regulation of transcription by RNA polymerase II; transcription elongation by RNA polymerase II; regulation of DNA-templated transcription elongation. The record is from RefSeq and is a predicted model, not a curated record. Bases 1 to 2820 code for a protein of 939 amino acids. Gene Ontology annotation, molecular function: mRNA binding.